AUGAGUUGCACAAUUGAGAAGGCACUUGCUGAUGCUAAAGCUCUUGUUGAAAGAUUGAGAGAUCAUGACGAUGCAGCAGAAUCUCUGAUUGAGCAAACCACAGCUCUCAAUAAGCGAGUAGAAGCGAUGAAGCAGUAUCAGGAAGAAAUUCAAGAACUUAAUGAAGUUGCAAGGCAUCGGCCACGGUCCACAUUAGUUAUGGGAAUUCAGCAAGAAAACAGACAAAUCAGAGAACUGCAACAAGAGAACAAAGAAUUGCGUACAUCUCUGGAAGAACAUCAAUCUGCCUUGGAACUUAUAAUGAGCAAGUAUCGAGAGCAAAUGUUUAGACUGCUGAUGGCUAGCAAAAAAGAUGAUCCGGGCAUAAUAACGAAGUUAAAAGAACAGCACUCCAAGAUUGACAUGGUACAUCGUAACAGCUCCGAAGGAUUCUUCCUUGAUGCAUCUCGACACAUCUUUGAAGCAUCUCAACAUGGACUGGAGAGGAGGCACUUGGAAGCAAAUCAGAAUGAAUUACAAGCACAUGUUGAUCAGAUAACGGAAAUGGCAGCAGUAAUGAGGAAAGCCAUUGAAAUUGAUGAACAACAGGGUUGCAAGGAACAGGAGCGAAUAUUUCAACUUGAACAAGAAAACAAAGGCUUGAGAGAGAUCCUUCAAAUAACUCGAGAAUCAUUUCUGAACCUUAGGAAGGAUGAUAUGUCUGAAAGUUCAUCUUUGUCAGCAUUAGUGACCAAUAGUGAUCUGAGUCUGAGGAAGAGCUGAAGAGCCUGUAAGUCUGUGAGCUUCUUACAAGGCUCCAAAUGGUGACUGGGACUGGCCUACUAAAGUGAAUGAAUUAACAGAAAAAUCUGUCUCAAGCUACCCUUUAUUUUUUUCUAUAGUAUGUACAGUGCACUGGCAAUGACAUUCUUGAGAUAGCAAC
Messenger RNA from Odobenus rosmarus divergens (Pacific walrus), 922 nucleotides. It is a transcript of the gene FGFR1OP2, whose product is annotated as FGFR1 oncogene partner 2. Gene Ontology annotation, biological process: response to wounding. The transcript has 6 exons. The record is from RefSeq and is a predicted model, not a curated record. Bases 1 to 762 code for a protein of 253 amino acids. Lineage: Eukaryota; Metazoa; Chordata; Mammalia; Carnivora; Odobenidae.